Molecule: messenger RNA, 495 nt
Organism: Fusarium oxysporum Fo47
Lineage: Eukaryota; Fungi; Ascomycota; Sordariomycetes; Hypocreales; Nectriaceae
Exons: 3
Coding region: 1-495 (164 amino acids)
Source: RefSeq, a predicted model, not a curated record
AUGGCGUCUGCAGCAAGAUUUGAGCAGGAACUCAAAACGGUUGGAACUAUCAAACAACGUCUUGCGACCAUUGAUAAAGGAAACCCCGUUAUUGCCAGGCUUCGAGAGGAACUUGUCAAAAGCGCUGAGCGAGAAGAUUUAGAGUCUUUGGCACAAAAGACCAGCGAAGAACAUAAGCAUGAACUGAGGGAGGCUAGGUUAGAUGGAGUCGCGAGUUGCGUGGGCUUCAUCUUGCUCAUGUUAUUAAUCCUCUCGUUGGUUGGAGUCGCAGUACCGUUCGUUUCCAAAGACGAGAAGGGCCCCCCCCCCCCCCCCCCCAAGCCAGAAUCAAAGAGCUUAGAGGAGAAAGUCACACCUCAUUCUGGUUCUACAAGGAUCUAUUGUGGGAAGGCCAACAAAGCCGAUCCGGAAACUUCUGAGCUAAAAUAUUUUGAUCACAAGAUACGUCUGAGUAAUCCCAUGACUUCUUCACUUUUCGGGAGUACUCUCAAGUGA